This is a messenger RNA of Synchiropus splendidus (mandarinfish), 4931 nucleotides long. RefSeq names its product CDC45 cell division cycle 45 homolog (S. cerevisiae) (gene cdc45). Gene Ontology annotation, molecular function: DNA replication origin binding; chromatin binding; single-stranded DNA binding. Lineage: Eukaryota; Metazoa; Chordata; Actinopteri; Syngnathiformes; Callionymidae. Gene Ontology annotation, cellular component: DNA replication preinitiation complex. The transcript is spliced from 17 exons. The coding region runs from base 3004 to 4788 and encodes 594 amino acids. The record is from RefSeq and is a predicted model, not a curated record. Gene Ontology annotation, biological process: double-strand break repair via break-induced replication; DNA replication initiation; mitotic DNA replication preinitiation complex assembly.
GGAUGCCGAACAGUAAACGGAAUAUAGUGUUUAAAGUUGGUUUCAUAAGAUGAGAACAAGAGUGCUGCUGUCUACUGUUCACUAUCACCACUCGCACCGCACUAUCUGUGUUUUCAGAAUGAAACAUUGAUGUUGCCCCUUUUGAAUUGUGCUACGGUUGUGAGAAGACAAGAAGUGUUUGUUUAUUGUCUGUGAAUGAGACUGCGCUUGCCAAAAUACCAAGUCAGAUAUUUUCUCAUUUAAAUGACUGAUCCUGAUCGUGUACUAUUGUCCCCAAAAUCACUUUGUUUUGUACAAAGAUUUGCUUGAAAAGGUUUAAAGGUGUGGGUCCUGGUUAGUAUCCAUUCACUGGCCUACUGCUGAUUCUAGUGUGGUGUUGGAUCGGUGGUGAUCAGCGCCCGCGCUUACCCUAAGUAGCUAAACAUGCUGCUGCCACACACACAAAAUGCAUUUCAUCUGUGCUAAACACAAUUUGAUCAAUGGUUUUACACCCUUUUCUAAGUCAAGUCGAAGCUGCUAUUAGCGAGUUAUAAAUAUUGCCUACCACACCAGUAAAAUGAAAUGAAAAAUCUUAUGAAAUCUCAGACUUUGGCUCGUCUAAUCAUAUCAACUUUUCCAUGUCUUGUUUAACAUGAAUGGUAAUUGCUGAGCUCUUUUGGGAUUUUUUUUUAUUUACUACUAAUCUAAACUGGAAAUUAACAAAGUAGUCCCAACUGUCCAAAGUUGUCCUUCUGUCCUUUGUUUUCAUUUGCAUAUUUAUUGCUGAGGUGACCGUCGUCACAAGACCAGCUGUUUGUUCAGCUCAGACGAAUAAUUCUGAGGUGCUCCGCAGCAGAGAUGUUAACACAAAUCUGUUCAUUUCUCACGUAAGCCUUGGUGCUGUCCGAAACACCUCAGCUGACUAAAGGUUCUGUCUGACUUGCCAGAACAUCAAUCUUCAAUUAACCACCACUAGGUUCUGUUCAGGGUUGCAGGGACCUUUAUCUUCAUUUUUGAAUGAAACUAAGUUUUUUUGUCUGUAUGCUGUUUGUGUUGAGGUAUACCUUUGAUAAGAUGUUACUUUUCUCUCUCUUCCUUAAGUCUUAACCAGCCAUCCUGACUUCUGUUUUGUCCAUGACACAAGUGUGACCAUGAAAAACGACAUGUUUCUCUUUUCUCAGUCACACUGACAUGGUUUGCAGACAUCUUUGCUAAAAUCUAGGUCAGGCCAUGACUAUGUAAGAUAUGUCAUGAAUGUUUGCCUACUUCUAUUUCAUUGCAUAUUUUCUGAAGGUUCUAAUCUGACCUGACUUGUUUAUUUUAACCCAACUGUCCUUUUAUGAAAGUAAAGAGCAGUUCAGGAGUUUUGUUUGUCGUGUCUGACUUUUGCUGUGUUGUAUCCGACCAAAGCUACUCUGAGUUCAUGUGCUUUUUGCUUGUGGUGACUCAUAGAGCUGGAUCACAGGGGUAGAAACCGUGCCUUCAUUUACUGUGGUAAAUGCUGCAUGUUAGCCCUCACACAGUCUUAUUCAGUGACACUGUUUUUCUAGUCAUUCCUGAAUCUUGUCUUUGUUCUCUCAAAUAUGGCAUGCUGCCUUUCUUUUUACCUCAAAACCAGUUUUCAUUGUCCAGGUGCAGGUGACUUGAUGUUAAAAGGAGUAGCAAGUGAUCUCAGAAGGUUUCUCUCCAGAGGCACGUCGGUUUACUUGAAUUUCAUUGGUGACUUUUUAUUGUGAUGAUGUUGUUUCAUGUGGAAGUAUAGAGGCACGUGGGUAUUGAGUAGAUUGUAAACGACAGUAUUCUUGACAGUAGUCUGCAUGUUUAACAGCUUGUAGUUAUUCACAAAGGAACCCACGGGUCCAUCAUCUUACGUCUUUUUUUUUCUAGGUCAGAAUAUUGAUCACAUCUCUGCUGUGCUCCAAAUCUAAACCCGCAACAAUGGAUCUUAUUAAAACGUUCUUGUUUGAGCUACUUCUUUGUGGAUUUUGACUUGUCACAACACAAACCUGUGCGACACAGUGUCAUGUUGUGAUGCUUUUCAUGAACAAACCGUUUCUGUCCUGCUAAUCUUGGUCUUCGAACAUAAGCUUAGGUUGAGUGUCAGUGUUUUUGGGGCAUGCUGCCGCUGACUCCUCAAGUCAGAUACGUCUAGAGUUGUCUAGUGCCCUUGUCUUAGAAGAGCUAUGCAAUCGACAUGUCUGUAUUUGAUAGAACGAGACUUGAAAAACACUUUGAGUAGCGCCUGUGUACGAGCACGUCACGAUGACGAUGUUUUUAAUUGUUUGCAGAUGACGAUAUGUUGUCUGACUGGUUUUGCUAAUGCUUUCAACUAUCCAACAAUUUUGUAGGAGUCCAAGCUAUUUUACACACGUGUUGUUUGCAAGUGAUGGACCGUUUAUGCUCAUAUCUCAAGGAACUGAAGUGAAUCAAUAAAUGCACAUGCAAAUACACGAGUUCUCACAUGCAUUGGUUUGUUUGCAGAUCAUUUUAAAUAUAAAUAAUUGUUCCAGUAUUUGAUAAACAUUCGACACAACAGGUCUGUUUGGAAGGUCUCCAACAAAGGAACCAAAUGUGACGUCAUCACAAGUUGCUGCGUUCUUUCGAAAGAACAUGAAUGUUUAAUUACAUAAUGUAAUUAAAUGACAUUAUGUCAUUAAUUACUUUACUGUAAAAUGAAUGGCGUUUAAUGUAAAAUUACAUAAAUGUCAUAAUUGCUGUUGUGUCUCAGAUCAGUAUCUUGAUAAGUGGAGAUUUAAAUAAAGCUUCUUCCGCAUUAAAAACUGUCCCGAUGACGCGGCCUCUGGAUGAGGCGUGGUCUCUUCUGUGACGUAUGUUCGACUCGCUUUCCCGAUUGGUUGCGUGUGACGUUGAGAUUUGGCGCCACCGUUCUAACAAGAGCUCGGCUGCUCUGACAUAAACCCUCUUAAAUACCGACUGUUUAUGUCGCGUUGGUGAUAUAGUGCCCUGUCUUUUAAGCGUUUUUAAUUUUUUUUUAAUCAGUCAAUACAUCCGCCUCUCUGCGAAAUGUUCGUCUCGGAUAUCCGGAAGGAAUUUUAUGAAGUGGUCGUUCAUCAGAGAGUUGCUCUCCUGGUGGCGGCGGACAUCGACGCUUUAUGCGCCUGCAAGAUUCUCCAGGCCUUGUUCCACUGUGAUCAAGUCCAGUACACACUGGUGCCCGUCACGGGCUGGCAGGACCUUGGCACUGCUUUCCUUGAACACAAAGAUCAGUUUCAGUACUUUGUUCUCCUCAACUGUGGAGCGAAUGUCGACCUCCUGGAGAUGCUGCAGCCUGACGAUGACACAGUCUUCUUCAUCUGUGACACUCACCGGCCUGUAGAUGUGGUCAAUGUGUACAACGACACCCAGAUUAAACUGCUGAUAAAACAGGAUGAUGACUUGGGUGUUCCCUCCUACGACGACAUCUUCAGAGAUGACGAGGGGGAAGAAGAUGAGGACUCAGGAAAUGAGAGUGAUGAAGGAUCGGAGCCGUCCGGCAAACGCAGGCGAUACGACGAAGGGGCUCUGGAGAGGAGAAUAGAGAGACAACGGCAGAAGAGGGAAUGGGAAGCACGCAGGUCAAUAAUGCUGCUCUAUGUGAACACUUGGGAAACACAAAGCAACCAUUUUCAUCCUGAAUAUUUAUCUUCCAGGAGGGAAAUCUUGUUUGACUAUGAGCAGUAUGAAUACCAUGGAACCUCUGCGGCGAUGAUGCUUUUUGAACUGGCUUGGGUGUUGACCAAAGACACAAAGGACAUGUUGUGGUGGGCUGUGAUUGGACUGACUGACCAGUGGGUUCACGACAAGAUCACAAACAUGAAGUAUGUGACCGACAUUGCUACGAUGCAGCGACACGUAUCCAGACACAAUCACCGAAAUGAGGACGAGGAGAACUCCCUGUCCAUCGAUUGCAUGAGGAUCACCUUUGAAUACGAUCUGCGUCUGACACUCUACCAGCACUGGUCUCUGUACGAGAGCAUCUGCAACUCAUAUUACACUUCUUGCAACUUCAAGCUCUGGACUUUAAAUGGUCAGAAGAGACUUCAAGAGUUCCUCGCUGACAUGGGAUUACCUCUGAGGCAAGUCAGGCAGAAGUUCCACUCCAUGGACAUGUCCAUCAAAGAGAACCUGCGGGAAGUAAUCGAAGAGUCCUCAAAUAAAUAUGGCAUGAAAGACAUCCGUGUGCAGACGUUUGGUGUGCACUUUGGCUUCAAGAACCGUUUCCUGGCCAGCGACAUGGUACAUGCCACUGCUGCUCUUCUGGAGAGCACUGAGAGAGACGAGAGCGAUGGUGAUAACUUCAUCAAGGCUCUGGACUCGCUGUCCAGGAGCAACCUGGAGAGGCUUCACUUGGGAAUCGACCUGGCCAAGAAGAAGCUGAUGGCCAUACAGCAGACGGUGGCCAGCUGCAUUUGCACUAACCUCAUUCUGUCCCAGGGGCCGUUUCUCUACUGCUACCUCUUGGAGGGGACGCCUGAUGUGAAGCUUUUCUCUAAGCCCAUGGCACUGACGCUUCUCUCAAAGUAUCUCCUCAAAGCUUUUGUUCAGUCUACCAGGAAUAAACGCUGCAAACUGCUUCCCCUGAUCAUGGCGGCGCCCAAAGACACCGAGAAGGGGACGAUAAUCGUGGUAGGAAUUCCACCAGAGUCUGGAACAUCUGACAAGAAAAACUUCUUUGGCCGAGCAUUUGAGAAAGCUGCUGAAAGUACAAGCUCACGAACUCUCCACGACCAUUUUGACGUUUCAAUUAUUGAGCUGAAAACAGAAGACAGGGCCAAGUUCUUGGACGCUUUGAUCACACUUCUGUCCUGAAGCCACCUCAAGAAGGCACAUUCCAACGUUCAGAUAUAUAUUUUUUAGCUUGUUUUUUAUGUCAAUUGUACAGAUAAUUCAGUUUUAGUCCCAGUACUUUUAUUCAUGUCAGUUCACCUCAUGGAGGCGUGUUUUAAAUGUUU